Molecule: messenger RNA, 2789 nt
Organism: Populus nigra (black poplar)
Lineage: Eukaryota; Viridiplantae; Streptophyta; Magnoliopsida; Malpighiales; Salicaceae
Product: auxin transporter-like protein 1
Exons: 9
Coding region: 769-2184 (471 amino acids)
Cellular component (GO): plasma membrane
Source: RefSeq, a predicted model, not a curated record
UUUAGUCACUUCCUGUAAGUGCUCACAAAAUGAAGAGAGAGAGAGAGAGAGAGAUCCGCCCAACUCAUUUAAAAAGGGAGGGUAUCAAAGUAACCAUUGAGACCAACACUCAACAUUGAACAAGUAGCGUGACAGAAACUUGUCAACUGAAAACACACAGGCAGAGUCAAAAUAUUUGUUUUUCUCCGUUUCUCAAAACACUAAAGGGCAGGGCAGGCAGUUUUCUCUGCAAAAAACCAACUCCUACUUGGUGUUUCGUUUUGUCAGAUCUCUUACAGUUGCAGCAUUCAAAGUUUCCUUUUAAAGAUAGAUAAGAGAGAGAGAGAGAUUCACUUUUUUGUUUGCUGGGUUAAUCCGUGAAUCGGAUUUUGAUGCAUGCACUGUAAAUUCUUUUCGGUAAAUCAGCAUUUGAGAGAAGGGUAUCUCAUAUUUAGUAAGGUAAAAGAGGAAAAUUAGUGUAUUGCCAAUUUGCCAUCCAUUGUUCCUAUCACUAUAGGCAAAGCUUUAACAGACGUUUUUGGAUUACAGUACUCUACUAGGAGUUUUCCUACUCUUAAAAGGUAUAAAACGAGAGAAGCACACCUGUGCUGACAAAGGGAGUUAAAGAGGCACAGGCUUUGCAGGGCUGUCGCACAUUUGUCCGUAAGAGGCCCCUAAAUUCCUCUGUCUCCACGUUAUAAAUCCAAGAGAGAUCCCGGCGGUUUCCAAAACCAACUAUCAUCAUAACUUCUUUUAGUUUCUUGAUCUGUAGAGGAGCAUUGAAAGGAAAUGUCAACUCAGAAGCAAGCAGAGGAAGCUAUGGUCUCAAACAAUGACACUGGGCAUGAAGAGAAAGAAGUAAGCAAUGAUGAAUCCGGUUUUAGCCUUAAAAGCGUUCUUUGGCAUGGUGGGUCUGUCUAUGAUGCCUGGUUUAGUUGUUCUUCAAAUCAGGUUGCUCAGGUUCUGUUGACACUGCCAUACUCUUUCUCUCAAAUGGGGAUGCUUUCAGGCAUAAUUUUGCAGAUAUUUUAUGGUUUUCUUGGAAGCUGGACAGCUUACCUUAUCAGUGUUCUCUAUGUUGAAUACCGAAGCAGAAAGGAGAAAGAGAAUGUCAGCUUCAAGAACCAUGUUAUACAGUGGUUUGAAGUGCUAGAUGGAUUACUGGGUCCAACUUGGAAAGCUGUUGGAUUGGCCUUCAACUGCACUUUUCUCAUGUUUGGUUCUGUGAUACAGCUUAUAGCCUGUGCAAGCAAUAUAUACUACAUAGAUGACAAAUUUGACAAGAGGACAUGGACUUAUAUUUUCGGAGCCUGCUGUGCCACCACCGUGUUCAUUCCUUCAUUUCACAACUAUAGAAUGUGGUCUUUUCUUGGACUUGGAAUGACCACCUACACCGCUUGGUAUAUGACUGUUGCAUCUCUUGUUCACGGUCAGGUUGAAGGGGUAGUUCACUCCGGCCCAACAAAGGCAGUUCUUUAUUUUACAGGAGCCACCAAUAUCCUCUAUACUUUUGGUGGGCAUGCUGUCACUGUGGAAAUUAUGCACGCAAUGUGGAAGCCUAAAAAAUUCAAGUGCAUAUAUCUACUUGCUACCCUUUAUGUGUUCACCUUAACGCUUCCAUCAGCUGCUGCCACCUACUGGGCCUUUGGAGAUCAACUCCUCACUCAUUCAAAUGCUUUCUCCCUGCUACCCCGCACCCCAUGGCGUGAUGCUGCUGUUAUCCUUAUGCUUAUUCAUCAGUUUAUAACAUUUGGAUUCGCUUGUACACCAUUGUAUUUUGUGUGGGAGAAAGUGAUUGGGAUGCAUGAUACAAAGAGCAUCUUGUUGAGGGCGUUGUCUCGGUUACCCGUGGUCAUACCUAUAUGGUUCUUCGCAAUUAUAUUCCCUUUCUUUGGACCAAUCAACUCAGCUGUGGGGGCUCUUUUGGUCAGCUUUACCGUCUACAUCAUCCCUGCUUUAGCUCAUAUGCUCACUUAUCGAUCUGCCUCUGCUCGACAGAAUGCAGCUGAGAAACCUCCUUUCUUCAUCCCGAGCUGGACAGCCAUGUACGUAUUGAAUGCGUUUAUAGUAGUAUGGGUACUCGUGGUUGGCUUUGGAUUGGGAGGGUGGGCUAGUAUGUCCAAUUUCAUCAAGCAAGUUGACACAUUUGGCCUCUUUGCCAAGUGCUACCAGUGCCCUCCUCCGACUCCUGCAAAACAUCAUUAAGUUUGAGAAUCUCAAGUUAAACCAUAGAUCCUCUUAUAGCAUUUUAAAUUUCUCUCUCUCAUGCAUUAUAGACGUCACACGGAAGUUGGCAGCAGCAUCUCCUCUGCAUUGUGUUUUGUUUAAACCCUUCUAUAAAUAGUAGGUUAUUUGCGAACAGUGACGUUUUCUGUGGUAUCAUAUAUAUAUAUAUAUAUAUAUAUGUCAACGUUGUUAUUCUCUGUUCACAAGAGUACUCAGCAUCUUUUAGCUAUCUCUUGGGGAAUCUGCAGUAUUCGCAAUAAGAGUGGAGUGUGCUUCUGAUAAUGUUCGAUAAACCAUCUUCGCUCUAGGAAAUUUAGGGGGAGAUUUGUGAGUGGUAGUGCUCACAUGGCUUGCACAUUACGUAAAAACCUUGUGCAUAUGAACCCCCAUGAAUCCAAAACAAAUCAUUGGAAGAUUAUGGUCUACCUUAGAUCUCCUUUGACUGCCUCUUUUGGUUCCCUAAUUCGUUAUUCUGUUUAUUCAUUCACAUGGAUUUGUUACUUGUAUCUCCUCCUGCUUCCUUAUUGAAACCUGUUAUGGGAGUUGACUAGUCAAUGAAUAGAAUGAGUUCAGAGUUUUCUCCA